UUUGACAGAACUAGAUACAACUUUUUUUUUUACUGAAUCAAAGGGAUCUAUAUUAUUUUCGGCCAGUCUUCUUGCUUUCAUGUCUAUGUAUUGUGGUGAAGAUGGUGAAAUUCUGGUGGAUGUUCAUAUUCUUUGCGAAAACGGCAUCAGGUAGUGAUAAUGAAUUGCCGGACCAAGAGGAAGGAAAGGAGUCGCGUUUCCUUCCUCUGUUUGAAGUAAAACGUUUCGACGGAAGACCACCAGUGCACAGUAUCGGUCCCGUUGGGUUGCCGCCGCUAACGAAUGUCCCAAUUGCUGGUGAGAGAUGCUCAGCUCGACUGGAAUCUGCACUGGACCAAUUGAAGAGGAGAAAAAGGAAUCAACCAAAAAAUCUAGACACGCCACUGAGUCAAAGUAUAGAUCUGAAUGGCUACAGUUUAUACCAACAAAUGAGAACAGCUCCUGUUGAUAUGUACGUGACUAGAAUGCGUGUACGAUUACCACAGAACAGUAAUUGGGUACGUGUAGAAAAAUGCUACUUCGAUCCUCGGAACACCUCCCUGGACACCAUGCUUCUGUUCCACGAUAUAACCAUUAGCGGUAAUGUUGACUUGUAUGACGCUAACGAACUGGAUCGUAAUCUUCCUCCGAGUCGUAACCUGAGAAGGAAUUACGUGGAACCACGUCCAUAUGACGCACCAUACCCUGUAGACACGUACCCAAGACACCCUGGGGGUAAUGGCUGCAAUAUGAUCUUACGGUUACGCAAAGCCGGAAUCGGUUUCCAUACAAGACCUCUAAACCAACAACCCGGAAAGUUCAAUGUCAAAACUGAUUCAGAAUUUGUCGAGCCAGGUUUCAUAAGCGUUUAUGCUUACGGCUGUGAGAAAUAUAUAAACAGAAACUCCAUCAGAAACAAGGAUAACCUUCCUUUGAGGCGUAGAAGGAGAUCUGAUGAAUUUACAUUUGAACCAGAAUUAGAGCAGCGUUAUAUGGAUAAAUCUGACAGUAGAUCUGCAGAUAACAACUGGGAUAUCAUUUAUGAACCACGCAGCAAUAGAGUUAACUAUGAAAGAAGUAAACUUUUCAGGCCAGAUGAUGAUUUGGAGGAGGUAGAAGAUAUAUCUCGAGAAAUGGAAGAUAUAUUUACAAAAGGCAUAAGAACUCUUUUAACAACUUACAUGAAAAAGGAAUUGCAACCAGCCAUUAAGGAUACUCUAAUGAGAAAUAUGGGUUAUGUAAUAUCAUAUGGUUAGGAUUUAGGGAUAUUAGACAGGUAUAAUGGGAUGUAAUGUAAUAUAUAGUACCUAUUUAUUAGUUCAAUAAAGUGUAUAUUCUAUAAAUUUUAUAAAUGAAGGAGGGUAUGAAUAAGGAUAUAUGAAUUUAUUAAUGAAUACCUGCUUAGUCAUAGAAUUAUAAUUAUUGCUUAUAUGUACAUCACUUUUUCAUGCAUAUCAUAGAAAAAGGCAUUUUGUUUUGAACAGAACUAAUUUAAUAAAUAAAUAUAAAACAAAAAAGGCUGUUUUAAAUCCUUACAUACUAAGAAAAAAUAUUAAUAAUAAUAUCACAGUACUCACAGCAAUUCUAUCAGAUUAUGUUGUAUUCGAAUAUAUCAUAGUGUACUAGUCUAAGACUAUAGUAUUAAAAUUAACUAACUAGGUGUCUGGAAAUUAUUUCACAUAGGAACAUUAGGUUUAAUAUAAUUGUUCAGUACA
Achroia grisella is the source of this 1694-nucleotide messenger RNA. RefSeq lists its product as uncharacterized. Bases 102 to 1235 code for a protein of 377 amino acids. The record is from RefSeq and is a predicted model, not a curated record. The transcript has 3 exons. NCBI's taxonomy places the organism in Eukaryota, Metazoa, Arthropoda, Insecta, Lepidoptera, Pyralidae.